Brugia malayi is the source of this 1863-nucleotide messenger RNA. RefSeq lists its product as uncharacterized. The record is from RefSeq and is a predicted model, not a curated record. Gene Ontology annotation, molecular function: DNA binding. Gene Ontology annotation, cellular component: nucleus. Gene Ontology annotation, biological process: regulation of transcription by RNA polymerase II. The transcript has 10 exons. The coding region runs from base 1 to 1863 and encodes 620 amino acids. Lineage: Eukaryota; Metazoa; Nematoda; Chromadorea; Rhabditida; Onchocercidae.
AUGUCGAUAGCAAUGGAAACAACACCGGUAUCAGUAUCGUCAGCAUCCGGAGCUGAUUUAAACUCUGAUAAAUCAUUGGAGCAAUCACAACAUGCGUUACAGAUGCAAUUAUCUUGUAGCGCUUCAUCAACACCGCCAUUACAAAAUGUAUCGGAACAAUCCGGUAUCCUACAAUCUGACUUAAGUACCAAUCUAUCGACUAUCCUAAAUGCUUCAAAAAAUAAUGAUAUUAAAAGUGGAAAUUCACCAGUAACUGAUGAUGAUGCAAAUUCGAUGUUAGAACGUGAGCUUGAAGUUCAACAAAAAGCCUUUCAAAGGUUUACUUCCUCAUUAAACGAUCUCAGAUUUCGGUCAACAUUUCCAAUCAAUGUUUUUCCGCCAUUUUUGGCUGCUCUACAGCAAAAUCCUUUAACUUUACAUAAUCAAUUUGCGGCAGCUAACGGUAAUCCGAGAAGUUCCGGUGUGUCACCUGGUCUAGAUGAUGAGGAUGAGAAUGAAGCGUUAGCAAGUACCGAGCCAGAAGAUUUAACUAUUAACUUUCGUAAAGAGAAAAAAGAAUGCAUUACGGGAGCUGGCGGAAGUAUCGGUGAUGAUAAUGCGGAUUCGGAUGCUAGUGGACAACAAAAUUGGUCAUAUGAAGAGCAAUUUAAACAAUUAUAUGAAUUAUCAGAUGAUAUAAAAAGGAAGGAAUGGCUAGAUGAUUGGCUUGGCUUUAUGCAUCGCAUUGGAAAACCGGUUACUCGAAUACCGAUUAUGGCUAAACAAGUCUUAGACUUAUAUGAGCUUUAUCGAUUGGUUGUACAACACGGUGGUUUAGUUGAAAUUAUCAACAAAAAAUUAUGGCGUGAAAUAACACGUGGAUUAAAUUUGCCGUCAUCAAUUACGUCUGCUGCAUUUACACUAAGAACACAAUAUCAAAAGUAUCUAUAUGAUUAUGAAUGUGAAAAGGAAGGUCUCAGUACGGCAUCCGAUUUACAGCAAGCGAUUGACGGAAAUCGACGUGAAGGAAGACGUAAUGCAUCAACCGGUUCUGCGAAUUAUCCGCAAGUUGGAUAUUCGGUUGCCGCAACUGCUGCCGCUGCUGCAGCACAUCAUAACUCAACUGCAUUACUUAAUAAACACCUCAAUGGUACUUUAAACCUUCGAAAUGGCUUAGAUGAUGAUGCUGGUUUAGGUCCAGCUUCGCAACAAGCCGCUUUAGUAGCAGCUUAUCAUGUGGAACAAUUAGCUGUUCUGGAAGCACAGCAAAGGCAAUUUGAACGAGCACAAAGAGCAGCGGUAGAAGCAGUAACUCGACAUUCAGCUCAUACACGUAGCAAAAACAACAACAUAAAUAGCAGUAAUAGCAAUAAUAGUAGCAAUAGUGGUGGUGGCGGUAAUGGCAGUGGUGGCGGUAAUUGUGUUGGCGAUGGUGGUAGUGGUAGUGGUCAUCAUUCGCAUAUGUCAGGACGUGAAUCAACCUCAUCUGCUGAUUCGGAUGGUGCCGCACCGGCGAAACGAGCUCGAACAUAUUCCUCAAUUACUGGUACCGCUGAUACCACUAAUGCCGCUGCUGUGGCCGCUGUUGCUGCGGCAGCUUUAAAUGAUGAAAAUGGCCUAAGCAAUAAUUUGUUGGCUAAUUUGGCUACGGAACGCUUAUUUGGUAGUAUUCCAUCAGCGCAUCUUAAAAUUACUAGUCGAGGAGAAAAUUCUUUGGUAGUAUCAAUGGAAAUUAAUGGUACCAUGUAUCAGGGUGUACUAUUUGCAUUAGGUGGCGGUACUGGUGCUGCAAAUAUACCGCAAAAUCCUUUCCAGAAUGUUAGCGAUGCAGCAGCUAUGGUAACGGGAUUGAAUUUGGCAACAACGCUCAAGAAUCCAUUAUAG